AUGGCCAAAUCCAAGAACUCGUCCCAGCACAAUCAGUCUAAGAAGGCUCACCGCAAUGGUAUCAAGAAGCCCAAGACUAUGCGAUACCCGUCUCUGAAGGGUACCGACCCCAAGUUCCGCAGAAACCACAGACAUGCGCUGCACGGCACAAUGAAGGCUCUGAAGGAGAAGAAGGAGGGCAAGCGUGAGGUUGCAUGA
Molecule: messenger RNA, 198 nt
Organism: Pseudomassariella vexata
Lineage: Eukaryota; Fungi; Ascomycota; Sordariomycetes; Amphisphaeriales; Pseudomassariaceae
Product: ribosomal L29e protein family-domain-containing protein
Exons: 4
Coding region: 1-198 (65 amino acids)
Biological process (GO): cytoplasmic translation
Cellular component (GO): cytosolic large ribosomal subunit; ribosome
Molecular function (GO): structural constituent of ribosome
Source: RefSeq, a predicted model, not a curated record